This is a messenger RNA of Zeugodacus cucurbitae (melon fly), 3699 nucleotides long. It is a transcript of the gene gammaCOP, whose product is annotated as coatomer subunit gamma. Gene Ontology annotation, biological process: protein secretion; endoplasmic reticulum to Golgi vesicle-mediated transport; organelle transport along microtubule. The record is from RefSeq and is a predicted model, not a curated record. Gene Ontology annotation, cellular component: endoplasmic reticulum; COPI vesicle coat; Golgi membrane. Gene Ontology annotation, molecular function: structural molecule activity. Bases 289 to 2988 code for a protein of 899 amino acids. The transcript has 7 exons. NCBI's taxonomy places the organism in Eukaryota, Metazoa, Arthropoda, Insecta, Diptera, Tephritidae.
UGAAAGUUAUUUAGUUCAUAAGUCGGACACUUCGACAGGACGACGCGAUCGCCGUAAUUAAGUUAGUGGAAAAGUAAAUAGUUAACGCUGUUACACUUGCAAACUUAAACAUACGAAAUUUACACGCACACCCAUACGCACUCAAACGAAAGCCCACUCAGGCACUUAUCACACCGGUAUUUAUUUAAUUUGCACAAAUUGAAAGUGAUCAUACCAAAUUUAUUACAAAAUAAUACAAUAAUUUCAUUGCCGCGGUGCGAAUCAGAGCGGUGAGUGAGGUGCAGUGAAAUGGUUGGGAAGCAUCGGAUUGUCGUCGAUCAGUGUCGUGCAGGCACCACCAACAUCUAUCAAAACUUGGAAAAGACAUCCGUUUUACAGGAGACACGCACUUUCAACGAUACUCCGGUCAACCCACGAAAAUGCAUUCAUAUCCUUACGAAAAUUCUGUACUUGAUCAAUCAGGGCGAACAAUUGGUUGCUCGUGAAGCUACUGAUUGCUUCUUUGCAAUGACAAAAUUAUUCCAAUCGAAGGAUGUCGUUCUGCGACGUAUGGUUUAUUUGGGAAUUAAGGAGCUCAGCUCUAUUGCAGAGGAUGUUAUAAUUGUAACAAGUUCCUUAACCAAGGAUAUGACCGGUAAGGAGGAUCUAUAUCGUCCAUCCGCUAUACGUGCACUUUGCAGCAUUACGGAUAAUACAAUGUUGCAAGCGGUUGAACGUUAUAUGAAGCAAUGUAUCGUGGAUAAGAACUCUGCUGUGUCAUGUGCCGCACUUGUAAGUUCGUUGCGUCUAGCUAGCACAGCUGGCGAUGUGGUAAAGCGCUGGGCAAACGAAGCACAAGAGGCACUUAACAGCGAUAAUAUUAUGGUGCAAUAUCAUGCAUUGGGAUUACUCUAUCACAUACGUAAAUCGGAUCGCUUGGCUGUGUCCAAAUUGGUGAACAAAUUAACACGUAGCUCCAUGAAGAGCCCAUAUGCAGUUUGCAUGCUGAUUCGUAUAGCUUGUAAGCUUAUUGAGGAAGAAGAUGUCUCUGCGGAAGACAUGCCCAACUCACCAAUGUUCACGUUUAUCGAAUCAUGUUUGCGACACAAGAGCGAAAUGGUCAUCUAUGAAGCUGCGCAUGCCAUUGUCAAUUUAAAGAACACCAAUGCGCGUGUGCUGUCUCCAGCCUUUUCAAUUUUGCAACUAUUCUGCAGCUCACAGAAAGCCACUUUACGAUUUGCAGCUGUACGUACCCUCAACAAAGUUGCAAUGACCCAUCCAGCUGCUGUAACAACGUGCAAUUUGGAUUUGGAGGGUCUUAUAACCGAUACUAACCGCUCAGUGGCCACACUGGCUAUUACAACCUUGCUAAAGACCGGUGCUGAAUCGUCCGUUGAACGUUUAAUGAAACAGAUUUCUUCCUUCGUUGCUGAAAUAUCAGAUGAAUUUAAGGUGGUAGUUGUGCAAGCCAUUUGCGCACUCUGCUCCAAAUAUCCACGCAAGCACACGGUUUUGAUGAAUUUCCUCAGCGGUAUGCUGCGUGAAGAAGGCGGUUUAGAAUACAAAAGAUCAAUUGUAGACACCAUUAUAACGAUUAUUGAAGAAAAUGCUGAAGCAAAGGAAUCGGGUCUGUCGCAUCUUUGUGAAUUCAUUGAAGAUUGCGAACAUGUAUCACUAGCAGUGCGUAUUCUUCAUCUGCUAGGCAAGGAGGGGCCCUUUGCCAACACACCAUCCAAAUAUAUACGCUUUAUAUAUAAUCGCGUUAUAUUGGAGAGUCCCAUUGUACGUGCCGCUGCUGUUACAGCACUGGCACAAUUUGGUGCCUCUUGUCCGGCACUCAUACAUAAUAUUUUGGUAUUGCUGAGCCGUUGCCAAAUGGAUCCCGACGAUGAAGUUCGCGAUCGUGCCACUUAUUAUUUGCACAUUUUGCAAUCUAACAAACCGGAACUCUACAAGCAUUACAUCAUUGAGCGCGAAACAUGUUCGUUGACAUUAUUAGAAAAAGCAUUAAAUGAGCAUUUGAAUGGUGAUUUGGCUACUUCGUUUGACAUAUCGAUUGUACCGAAAACCGCUAUUGUCAAAGAGGAAGUUGUCAACGAAGCUAUGCUCAUUUCAAAUAGUAAGUAUUUUUCAAUUUUGAUCCACAUCGGUAUUUCAACGAGUUUGUUAUUUAUUUUUUUAGCACCACGUGCGCCCAAGAUCACACGCGAGGAGGAAAGUGCUGCACGUCUGUCACAAUUACCGGGCAUACAAGUACUAGGACCAAUUCAUCGUACAGCAACACCUAUACAGCUUACCGAGAGCGAAACAGAAUACACUGUGCAAUGCAUUAAACACAUAUUCGCCAAUCACAUCGUAUUCCAGUUUGAUUGUCUUAACACCCUCCCUGAUCAAAUAUUAGAAAAUGUGCGCGUAGAGCUAGCCAUACCAGACGGAUUUACAACACGCGCCGUUAUUCCAUGUCCAAAAUUGCCUUACAAUGAGCUGCAAACGACGUUUGUCAUUGUCGAAUUUCCAUCGGAUAUUGCCAGCUCGGCAGCUACAUUUGGCGCGAUAUUGCGUUUUGUGGUAAAGGACUGCGAUCCAAAUACUGGAGAACCCGACUCAGACAAUGGUUAUGAAGAGGAGUAUAUGUUGGAAGACUUGGAAAUCACAGUUGCUGAUCAAAUACAGAAGACGAAAAAGAGCAAUUUCCAAGCCGUUUGGGAUGCCGCAGACACAGAAGAGUGGGUUGAAGCUGAAGAUACGUAUUCUCUAUCCGCCGUGAGCACAUUACAGGACGCGGUAAAUACCAUAUUGAAAUUCCUUGGUUUGGGCGCUGCCAAUCUGUCUGAGAAGGUGGCUGAGGGAACGCAUACGCACACCUUACUAUGUUCAGGCACAUUUAGAGGUGGAGCAGAAAUAUUGGUGCGUUCGAAACUUGCGCUAUCGGAUGGCGUUACAAUGCAACUAACCGUGCGUACUACCGAUCCAGAUGUUGCCGAACUUGUCACAUCUGCCAUCGGAUAGGAUUAAGCCAGUUAGUUGUUUGAGCAUCUGCAGGCGAAUAUAAAUGUUAUUAUGUUGGUUAAGAUUAAAAUGAGUAAACCGCUAAUGCCAUUCGAGAAUUUUGCAAAGAAAUACUUCCCAACACACAGUUGCAUUUUAUUUGGCUAUCAACAGCAUCUAACACUUCGAAUUAUGUGAUACAACUAAACUACGUGGGAGCUACUUGUAGGGAACAGAUUGUGCUUUGCAAGAGAAGGAGGAGUAUAAUGUGCAACUAAGUGGGCGAAAAUAAAAAUAGGAAAAAGUAUAUUAUAACACAAUUAUAGUUAUUAAUUUCAUAUUAUCUGUAGAUGAGCUAAAACUCUGCUACAACAAGCGGUUCAUGUUAAAAAUAUAUUUUGUUUUUAAUUAAUAAAGCACAUACUUGUUUAUUAAUGCAAAAGUUUGUGUGACUACUCGAGUUCAGUGCACAUUUCUGCGAACGAUGUAAUGAAUAUUGUAUUUCAAAAAAUAUAUUUUUUUUAAUUCAGUUCAAAUGUUUGUAAACACUAAAAGCAAAUGUAUUCCAUAUUCUGUAAAUUUUUAAACGUAAAUGUAACGAUGUUUUGACAUUUUCUUAGUACUAUAUGUAAGGAUAUCACUAAUUGCAACACAUGCAGGCAUUAGUGUUUUACUUGUAUUGCUAAAUAUAUAUAUGAAAAUUAAUAUCAAUAAAAAUAUUACCAAAACGCA